Trypanosoma grayi is the source of this 4602-nucleotide messenger RNA. RefSeq lists its product as hypothetical. The record is from RefSeq and is a predicted model, not a curated record. Bases 1 to 4602 code for a protein of 1533 amino acids. Lineage: Eukaryota; Euglenozoa; Kinetoplastea; Trypanosomatida; Trypanosomatidae. The transcript has a single exon.
AUGUCCGGCAGACAGCAACACCAAUACGAUGCGCGUUUGUUUUCCGUUUCACCUAUGAGUGAUGUUGAUUCCGAUAGGCCUCGCUCCCUCACCGCCUCCCCUGUGCGAGAGGUGGCAGAAUUAUUGCCGCCUCGCGGCGGCGGCGGCAGCAGCAGCAGCAGCAAUUUAGAUGUAGCGGCGCCGUCUGCUGGUGACGAGCGGACGAGCUGUCGGCUGCUGAACUUCCAAGACACUACCACGGCGUUGGCGUUUGGUGUGGUCCUUGGUUCAGACAGUGUGGGCAAUAAAGACAGGCGCAAGAGUGGUGUUGAUGAUUAUUUUUAUUAUAGUUGCAGUGGAAACUCGACCGCGUGCGCAAUCUCGUGGGGCACAGCAGCGAUGCUCGCAAAGCAUGUCUACCUCUAUGAUAUCGUCUGCAGUAGGGCGGGAAGUGCCGCGUUGUAUAACCCACCGGCGUCGCAGUCGUCAUCUGCUGCUGAGCACGCGGAGCGGUUGCUUUCGUCGUCGUCUUCUUCGUCUCCGGCCGUCACGGCCUGGGAGCACUUGCUCUGCAGUCUCCUGUUCCGCACGGCUGUGGUGCUCGGCCACCGCGCCGUUUCAUGGGAUGAGCAGCACCGCAUGGAGGAGACACUUGCGGCGGUGCGUCAGUGGACACGGAUGCUGGUAGAUGGGUUUCUGCGCUGGGUACCGCCGUCAACAGGACUACGCUUGUUGUUGAGCAGCAGUGGUGGGUGUGACGGAGUUGAGGUAGCACUGCUUGGUAUGGAAGAUGUGUGGCUUGUACAGCAGCACUGGGCCUCCUUGCGGCGCUAUUGGUCAACCACUGAGAGUGCUGCUGCUGCCCCAGUGCUGCGGCGUGAAGCCCCACGGGAAGAUCUGCUUCGCACGGUUCGGGUAUUUCAGAGGCACUGCGUGCGAGCGCUGCGGUGGCUGAAAGAUGGCGAUGGCGACGCGUACAGGGCCAGCGACGACAGCCGAAUCAUACACGUGAUGGCCGCUGUAGCACAUAUUGAAGCGUAUUUAGAGACUGCAGCACCGUGCUGUGAUGACAGCGGCGUGGAGUGCCACAACUGUGAUCAUAAUAAUAGCAAGAGUGGCAGCAGUGCAUCGAGUCUUCCCUUCACUGCAAUACAGCGAGACUACUUGGUGGACCUUCUCGCACCACUCCUGCUGCGGCACAACAGUGUGUGUGCGGAGGGUAAAUUUGCCGCUUCUCACUGGAUUCUGGAACACUUGAAAACGGAAGCACACGCUGCAAUAUUUAGCGGGCCUUCGCGGUUGCUGUUUCAUGACUUUCUCGCCUCGCUCGCGCACUGGCUGGUGCUGCAGGUCGUGCCCAUGCUCCUGCACUGUGUGAAUGUGGCCGGCAGGCGUUGGCCUUACGCUCAAAGCCGCCGUAAUGAAUAUGAUGACGCGUCGCUUUCACCGUCAUCCGCACCUCGUCGUUCGCUUCGUCUGCGGUUUGAGUGUGUGGAUGUUUCAGACAAGGAGCAUGUGGGGUUGAAAGGCGCAGCAACUCGACGUAACGUGUUUUCUAGCAUCACUAUCUCUGAGUGGCUGCGAUGGGUGCGAAAUGAGCAGCGGCAACGCUCGCAACAACUUGACAACAGCAACGGCAGUGAUAACAAAAGCGGUAGAUGCUGCGCUGUUCGUGGGGACUCAACGUAUUGGCUUCAUUUCUUCCCGUCACUGUCCUCCACGGGUGCGGCGCUGCUGCUGCUUCUCGACUCCCUCAGACUUUUUGGCCAGGUACCGCAUCCAGCAGCACCAGGGGUGCUUCUCUCAGAACGACUGUUCGAGCAUAGUGGUGCGUUGACGGUGAGUCGCUUGGCCAUUGGCUGCAGCUACACCGAGGUGUCGAUGCUGCGUCGCCGCUACUGCUGCGCGCCUGUAGCCGUGNUGAGUCGCUUGGCCAUUGGCUGCAGCUACACCGAGGUGUCGAUGCUGCGUCGCCGCUACUGCUGCGCGCCUGUAGCCGUGUCGCACCCGGUGGUUUCGCGUGGGGCACUGCAGCUCUUUACACUCGCGGAGUUUCUGACGCGGUACCGCACCAUCGUGGAUGCCGCGCGUGUCUCCUACUACGCGCCUCGGGUGCGUCAGCAUGAGGCCAAACAAGUUGAAGCAGUCGUGGAUUCGUGGCGCCCAUUGCCGCCACUGUUUCGCAUUUCGCUUGACAAUUUUGAUGCUUUUUCGCCGACGAAUCAGGUGAGGCUCAUUUGCUCCGCUGCAGCCGUGGACUACGUCACGUACGCAUCGGGCAAAGAAGAGGACGAACAGGAGGCUGCGUGGGUACGGCAUGCGGAGAGGCGCGGCGAUCUCGGCGUAUUCUCCGGCAAUGGAGCAGCAACAGCAGCCCCAAUGGAGAGUCGUGUGAGGGGUGGUGUUGCUGUUAUGGAGGACUCCGGUCUCGUGAAGAUGUACGACUGCGCGGCCCUCGAGCAGCUGGAAGCGGCGCGGUGGCGCAGCAGCGCGCAGCUGCACGAGUGUGGGACAGUUAUUCUGCAGGCGUUUCUGCGCGCGCGUUGGUCGGGGCGGUGGAACUACACACCGCUCCGCCGACGCGCACAUCGGCGGGCAAUUGUUGUGCUACAAACCGCACUGCGUGUGUGUCGUGCCAUGCUAGUGGUUGGGCGGCAGCAACAGCGGCAGCAGCAGCGCUGGCGUGAGGCACGCAGGCAGCAGGACGCCGCACGUGAGUGCCUUCUCCGCAGGCUGGAACUCCAGGCCGGCACUGACGACGCCAGAGCGGCAAAAGCAGCAGGAUCAACAACAACAACAGGGCAGGAGAGAGGCNGCGCGCGUUGGUCGGGGCGGUGGAACUACACACCGCUCCGCCGACGCGCACAUCGGCGGGCAAUUGUUGUGCUACAAACCGCACUGCGUGUGUGUCGUGCCAUGCUAGUGGUUGGGCGGCAGCAACAGCGGCAGCAGCAGCAGCAGCAGCGCUGGCGUGAGGCACGCAGGCAGCAGGACGCCGCACGUGAGUGCCUUGUCCGCAGGCUGGAACUCCAGGCCGGCACUGACGACGCCAGAGCGGCAAAAGCAGCAGGAUCAACAACAACAACAGGGCAGGAGAGAGGCGAUCACACAGAGAAGGAUGGCAUGCACGUCGUCUCUCUCUCGCCGACGACAGUCAAGAGUCGACCAGCGGCACCGACUGAAGGCGAUGAUGGAGACGCGGGGUAUACAGCUGCCGUCUCAUUUCCUCCCAGAAGCUCUGCAGAUAAAUGCGUCAUUGCUGUGGACGGCAUUCGAACAGAGGCGUGCCAUGGUAAGAUAUGUGGAGAGAGCAGUGUUAUGAAUACGCUCUUUGCGCUGGAGGCCAAAGGGCGGGAUUUAGUGCAACUCGCUGAGGCGAAGCGGCGCCGUAAUCUGCUGAUGAUUGUGGAGGAGCAGAUGCGAGAGCGCUGCCGCCUGCAGGAGUACCGCGAGCGGCGCGCUGUUAUGCAUCGGCGGGAAGACGAAAAACAACAAGCAGUGCUGAAGGGGAGCCGCCGCCAGCGGCGCAAGCAACAGCACCAACAACAACGGCGCCAUUCAAUGGCAAAGACGCCAAACAACGCGGCUCAGCGAGCCCACCCCCCAUCCGCAACCACGCACAGUGUCGUGCCUCCCGCUACGGAGCCUGCAGAUGGUGAGGGCAACACCAGCGAUGUGGUCAUUGUGAUUGACGUGAACGACGAGGACGAGGUGGCCCCUCCGCGAAGCCGUCGUGCCACCAGCAAACGUCUGGCAGCGCCUGGACGAGGGCUGGCCCAGUCGCCUGGCGUGCGUGUGUUGGCGCGUGCACCACACUCCGCUGGUGCUGCUGCAAUGCCAAAGACAACAGCAGCAGGUGUUAAUGCCGCUGCACCGCGCGACCCCGUGCAGAGAGCGGUAUGGCGGCAGGAGCACGAGGACCGCACGUUCAUUGAGCUCAGUGAGCGGUACCGCCGCCAUAUGCUGCAGCAGAGCCGCGCGUUGGCCGCCGUGGUGCUCACGGAAAUGCUGCGCCGCCGAUUUAUCUUCCUCGCCGGUGUUCUGGAGCAGCAGGAGCUCCUGGCCCGCUGGCGGAACAUUAUUGUGCCAUACUGCCUCGUCACGGAGGCGGUUCAAGGCGACUUUUUGGCGACCGUUGUGUUGCUGCAGGAGGCGCCGCGGCGACGCGUACCCGGUGCAGUGCGUGCGGUGUUGGGACUGCGCAGCCAGCGCGCCAACUCGGCCCCGCGGCGGACUGCUUCUGCCACGUGUGUGCAGCGGCGACGAGGCGAAAUGGCUGAUGGCAACGACGAGAAUGUCUAUGGCGGCAAAAACAACAAAAAUGGCAGCAGCAGCUACAGGAACGAGAAACGGUUCGCUGCAUCUCUGCAGAUAGCGGAAAGGCAGCGCGAUUUUCUCUGCAAGCCAAGUUUUGACCUGCUGGCCCGCCGCUCCGCCCAUUCACGUCUGUUCUCCGGGGACGCGACGGUGACGCUACGCGCAGAGCAGCAGCAGCAGCGGUCAAGCGCAGUAACCACAACAGCAACGGGAAAAGCAGAAAGAAAGCCAAGAAAAGUGGAGAACGCGGUGACUGCCAGGAAGCGCAUCGUCACGUGGGUCGACCCGUCACCGCCCGCUGUGUGA